Molecule: messenger RNA, 213 nt
Organism: Linum tenue
Lineage: Eukaryota; Viridiplantae; Streptophyta; Magnoliopsida; Malpighiales; Linaceae
Source: the annotation of a GenBank genome assembly
AUGCUGUUCCCCGAUCGUACUGAAGCUAAAGUUCAUUUGCAGUAUCUACUCCUGUUGGAUAAUUGGCGGAGCGCUGGAGGCUACGCUUGGGGAGCAGCUAUUCUAGCCUACUUGUACCGUGAGAUGGGUAGGUCGGUUCUGCAUAUGACACAGUCAUCUUCCACAGGAGGUGACCUUGGUGGCUGGGUCGCCUUACUGCAGCUCUGGGCGUGA